ACUCCGCCGUGUCGUGCGGUAUACGCGGAUACGUUAAAACCUGUGCACGUCCGUGUGCAAGGCCACGAAGCAAUAAUUGAGUAAGCAUAAUGCAGGCAAUUGGUCACUGUGAGGGGAUCUGGGACUGCUGGCGAGCAGCGACCGGGCUACAAGUGUUAUCGUGGGCGGCGAGUGCGACGACGACGUCGACAGAUCUGGAGCGACAAAGUUGAGCACGAGGCGGGCCUGGACGAGCGUUUGCGGCAGGCGGCGCUGGCGACUGGAGUCGGCGCCAUAGAAGGACGUCUGCGGACGCAGAAGGGCGGCAACAGCCAGGCCAGCAGGCGCCGCGCUUUAUGCAACCAGUCGGCACGCUAGCUGCCGCGCCAGCUCAGCUCCGUCUCGUUUCGUUCGGUCGGUGCUGGUGCUGUUUUUCCCUCUCGAUUCGCUUGGUCCGUGCGCCGCGGGUCGCGGCGGUGGCCACCACUCCGCCAAGCCAGCUUCUGCUGCUGGCUGGCGCUGCAUCGGCGCUGCGCGCGCCUCAUGCGCCCUAGCCUACAAGCAAACAAGAGCAGCGACAAGUCGCGAGUAGAAGCGGCUGCUCGAGCUUGACUGGCGAGUGCGCGCGUGCCGCCUGGUGCUGCUGUCACAGCCACAGUCGCUGCCGUUAUCGUUGCUACUGUUGCUGCUACUACUACUCCCGUUGCAUGACACUCAAAGGGCCUGUGAAACAGCGCGAGAGCUAGCUGUGCCAAGGUGGACACUGCAGCUACAGCGGCAACGGCGCGCUAGUCUCCCGGGCGGUGUCCCCUCUCGACUCUCCACACCGCUGUCGCUGCCGGCCCCAGCAUGGCGGACGACGAGGUUCUCUUCGACGACGUUUACGAGCUUUGCGAGAUUAUCGGCAGGGGCCCGUUCAGCGUUGUGCGGAAAUGCAUUCACCGUCAGACCGGACAGACCUUUGCUGUUAAAAUCGUUGACGUGGCAAAAUUUACCUCAAGCCCAGGGCUCAGCACAGCGGAUUUGAAACGGGAAGCGACAAUAUGUCACAUGUUGAAGCAUCCGCACAUCGUGGAAUUGCUAGAAACAUAUAGCUCCGAAGGAAUGUUGUACAUGGUUUUUGAAUACAUGGAUGGAUCAGAUUUAUUUUUCGAAGUAGUAAGACGUGCUACAGCUGGUUUUGUUUAUAGUGAAGCUGUAGCAAGUCACUACAUGCGUCAAAUUUUGGAAGCUUUGCGGUAUUGUCAUGAAAAUGACAUAAUUCAUCGAGACUUAAAACCACAGUGUGCUCUCCUUGCCGGCAAGGAGAAUUCAGCUCCAGUGAAACUACGCGGAUUUGGCGUGGCAGUGCAGUUGCCAUCUACGCAAACUAAUGGUGUUGAAUGUUACACAACCGAGUAUCGGCCGUACCUGAGCCCAAAGGGACAGGUCUACUUGAAGGUCGACAAUGAGGGGCGCAUUGGAUGUCCGCAUUUCAUGGCACCGGAAGUGAUACUGCGCAGACAGUAUGGAAAGCCAGGAGACGUCUGGUCCGCAGGUGUAUUUCUGCACAUUCUUCUCACCGGUACACUUCCAUUCGUUGGCUCGCGCGAGCGCCUUCGCGAGUCAAUCUGUCGAGGAAGAGUAAAGAUGGACUCGGCACUAUGGGACCCGAUAAGCGAAGCUGCAAAAGAUUUGAUUCAACGUAUGCUGACCACAGACGUCAAUCACAGGAUCACCAUACAGGAAGUUCUCAACCAUAAAUGGCUCCGCGACCGUGACAAAGGUGUAGCGAGGAUACAUCUGGGCGACACCAUUGAGGAAUUGAAAAAAUUGAAUGCAAGGCGAAAAUUAAAGGAGGCGGUGAAAGCAGCAGUGUCCUCGCCGAAAUGGCACACUCCGUAUUUAGAAGCGAACGGCGACAGUUACUAUGAGGCAGCGGACGAAGAGGUCAUUUGCACAGGAGCCAUUGCCGAAAUUCUGGACUCAUUGGACGACAUAGAAGUGCUGCAGGAAAGUGGCAGACUAAGUAGAACGGAAGUUCUGGCGGCAGUCGACGACAAGAGACUGCGCGCAUUGUUGGAGAUUUACGACAGUAUUGCAACGCAUGUGUCAUCGCCUUGUCGAGCGCCUCAGACAGAUGCAGUACAGAGGGCUUACGAAGUCGAAGAGCUUCUUAGAGGAGCCGAAAGAUCCUCCUCAAGAAAUAUCGAUCGCAGUGAUCUUCGAGAACUUCAGCAGCUGAUUGGCCAACCUCAUUUCAAGGCUCUACUUCAGGCACAAGAUGUAACAGGCCAAGAAGUGUAUGGAGAAGAUGCAAAAAGGGCCACCCCGCCACCAAUAUUUCCUUACCUUAAUGGAGGCGACGAUCUUGAAGGGCCAAAUGGCGACCUUGAAUUGGAAAAUGUUACGAGAGUUCGAUUGGUUCAGUUUCAGAAAAACACAGAUGAGCCUAUGGGCAUAACAUUGAAAAUGAAUGAGGACGGAAAGUGUAUUGUUGCAAGAAUAAUGCACGGAGGAAUGAUUCAUAGGCAAGCUACUUUGCACGUUGGUGAUGAAAUUAGAGAAAUUAAUGGAAUAGCCGUAGCUAAUCAAUCAGUGACUGCCUUACAGAAGAUUCUACGAGAAGCACGCGGAUCAGUCACAUUCAAGAUUGUGCCAUCAUAUAGGAGUGCGCCGCCUCCCUGCGAGGUACAAUUGUUCAGGAUUAGGCCUCUUCCAGUGUUAAUUUUUGUUCGUGCACAAUUUGACUACGAUCCACUUGAAGACGAUCUCAUACCGUGUGCUCAAGCCGGUAUUUCAUUUAGAACUGGUGAUAUUUUACAAAUAAUUAGCAAAGACGAUCAUCACUGGUGGCAAGCUCGUAAAGACCAAGCGGGAGGCUCGGCCGGUCUCAUACCAUCACCUGAAUUGCAAGAAUGGAGGAUCUCUUCCAUGGCUAUGGAAAAAAAUAAACAGGAGCAAGACGCUGAAGGACACGGAGGAUGCUCAUCUCAUGCUGAAGGAUGUGACGGCUCGACAGUGAACUGUUCAAUAUUCGGCCGCAAAAAGAAGCAAUACAAGGAUAAAUAUUUAGCAAAGCACAACGCAGUCUUCGAUCAAUUAGACUUAGUGACGUACGAAGAAGUGGUGAAGCUCCCUUACUCUGCCUUUCAGCGUAAAACUUUAGUAUUACUCGGAGCACACGGCGUUGGGCGAAGACACAUAAAGAAUACGAUUAUCGCUAAGCAUCCCGACAAAUAUGCGUAUCCCAUUCCGCACACAACGAGACCUCCGCGUAACGACGAGGAGAACGGGCGCAAUUAUUACUUCGUGUCGCACGAGGAGAUGAUGGCAGACAUUGCCGCGAACGAAUACCUCGAGUACGGCACGCACGAGGACGCGAUGUACGGGACGAAGAUAGAGACGAUCCGGAAAAUCCUGGAAGAGGGCAGGCUAGCCAUCCUCGACAUCGAGCCGCACUCCCUGAAAGUACUGCGCACGGCCGAGUUCGCGCCGUACGUGGUCUUCAUAGCGGCCCCGGCUCUGCAAAAUCUCGCCGACUACGACGGCAGCCUGGAGCGCCUGGCCAAGGAGUCGGACAUGCUGAGGCAGGCUUACGGUCACUUUUUCGACUUGACCAUCGUCAAUAACGACAUCGACGAGACGAUCGCUCAGCUGGAGGACGCCAUCGAGCGACUACACACGACGCCCCAGUGGGUGCCGGUGUCGUGGGUGUACUGACAGCGAACGUCCCCGACUUGUGCCGCGGUCUACUCGGCGGAUUGCAAUGGAUCUUCGAAGGGCAAAUAGUCACUAAAAUCAACAACCAAUUAUCUUAAGUUAAACGUGCAUGAUGGCGAAUGGAGCAGAUUAACCUAGACACGAUAGUAGAUCAAUUUCAGGCGUCAAAAUCAAGAGUUAGUGAGUAAUGUAAUAAGAGCAAUUGACAUAGCGAUGUGUAUAUGAAUACGUAUUUGUAUGUGUAAAUUCAUAUAUACAUAUACAUAUACAUACAUACAUACGUACAUAUAUAUAUAUAUAUACAUAUAUAUAUAGAUUACUCUAGACCAAUCAAAUAUAAAUAUUAUUGCCACAUCUGGCAUUGACGAUUGUGAAUGCUGUGAACGAAUGGGGCUGCGUGUUCAUAUACUUACGUAUAGUAAUAUAUUAUAUUAUACAUACUCAACGAUAGAACAUUAGGAGUGUAUGUGCAAAGCCAACAAACCUUGUGAUUAGUAUUUUCGAUUUGGCAUUUACUACGAUUAACCGAAAGAAAUCGUUCUCAUAAUACAUAUUAGAGAAGAAUAAAUAUAAUUCUUCGAGCUCUUUUUCCGCGUUUUCGACGGAAGCCCUUAAUAAUAGACAACAAUCUGCACAACUUGACGCGUUCGUCAUUACUAUUCUCAUCGUCAUCAUCGUUAUCGCACAUACACCGACAAACAGUUCUUCCUUGUCGUCAAACCAAAUAAAGAAUUCGCACGCUACGCGCUCUUACGUUGGGAUCGAUAGCUUCUUCAAUUUGAUUCCCUUCGACCAACGCAAAGCUAAUCGCAUUCUAGCGCAUCAUCGGAGCGGAUCUUUAAAACCAAAUGGCUGGAAAAUUACCACUGUUCCGCGAUCCUUUCCUCAACUAUAAUCUACUUUUAAUGCAGCCUUCUCAUUACGAGGAGUGCAGAUUUUAUUGCAAUAAAAACAAAGCAUCUGAUAGCCGCUGAUUGAAUCCGAUUAACUAAGCGACCGUCGCAAAUACUCUGUAAUUUUAGGAAAGUAGAAGCGUUAUCUAUUUAAAGAUGCAUUUUUCGUAGCACUUCCACACGAUUAACCAAUGACUUACGCGGCACAUUUCAAUUCCGAUCAAUUAUU
Messenger RNA from Phymastichus coffea, 4803 nucleotides. It is a transcript of the gene CASK, whose product is annotated as peripheral plasma membrane protein CASK. The record is from RefSeq and is a predicted model, not a curated record. Gene Ontology annotation, molecular function: protein kinase activity; ATP binding; signaling receptor binding. The transcript is spliced from 23 exons. Gene Ontology annotation, cellular component: plasma membrane; cell-cell junction. Bases 829 to 3681 code for a protein of 950 amino acids. Lineage: Eukaryota; Metazoa; Arthropoda; Insecta; Hymenoptera; Eulophidae. Gene Ontology annotation, biological process: protein phosphorylation; regulation of neurotransmitter secretion.